This is a messenger RNA of Sphaeroforma arctica JP610, 1847 nucleotides long. RefSeq lists its product as hypothetical. Bases 102 to 1847 code for a protein of 581 amino acids. Gene Ontology annotation, molecular function: flavin adenine dinucleotide binding; oxidoreductase activity, acting on CH-OH group of donors. NCBI's taxonomy places the organism in Eukaryota, Ichthyosporea, Ichthyophonida. The transcript has 6 exons. The record is from RefSeq and is a predicted model, not a curated record.
GUCAACAAGAACAGUAUAUAAUCCGUAUGCUUUCGUGACAAGUCAAACACUAUUUGCGUGGGAAUCAGCACAGCAAAGAAGUUGUAGUACGUGAUAUCAAAAUGGCUAAGUCUCUAAGAUCUUUGGCUGGUAACUCCAAGCAUGUCUACGACUACGUAAUUGUAGGCGGAGGUAGUGCUGGCUGUCUCAUGGCUAAUAGAUUGUCCGCCGACCCGUCAGUGCGUGUUGCUCUGCUGGAAACAGGUCCCGAUGAUAAUACGCCUAUCGUACAGCAAGCCGUUGGCUACUUCUGGGCCGUACCUUUCAGUCGGAAGUACAAUCAUCGAUUCUACACCAAACCCGAGAAAUACUGCAACAACAGAGAGCUCAUGCAGCCGCGUGGCCGCGUGUUGGGAGGAUCUUCAAGUAUUAACGCCAUGUUGUACAUUCGCGGUGCACAGUACGAUUACGACGACAGAUGGGUUAAGGAGGCAGGGUGCAAGGGAUGGGAUUACGAAACAAUGCUGAAUGCGUUCAAGCUGCACGAAAACAACGACACGCUGCACGACGAAUACCAUGGAAACAGCGGACCUCUUCAAGUGCGCACCAUGGAUCACAAAUACGCAUUAGACAAGGCCAUGGUUCAGGGUUCCAUUGACCUUGGAUUGAAAGCAAAUAAUGAUUUCAAUGGAGCCGAACAAGACGGUGUUGGGCGAUACCAAUCUACACAAAGAUCCGGAAAUAGAUGUUCUGCAGCUAGGGCAUUUUUAACGCCCGAAGUUCGUAACCGACCUAACCUGGACGUAAUUGUGGACGCACACGUUACCAAGGUAACCACCGAGGGCAAGAAGGCUACUGGUGUGCAGGCUGUUGUUUCCAGGAGCAAGAAUGCCGAUAAUGCUGUCACAUUCGAAUCCGCUAACGAUGUCAUUCUGUGCGGCGGAGCGAUCAAUUCACCUCAGCUUUUGCUGCUAUCUGGUAUUGGACCCAAAGCGGAGGUCACGCGACACGGUAUUGAAUUAGUACACGAACUACCGGGUGUGGGUCAGAACCUACAGGAUCACCCUGAUGUAGGUGUAAAUGCCAAGUCAAAGCACAAUGUUUCACAUCCGUUGCAAAUUGGUGCGUCGGGACUAGGCAUGCAGGCGAAUCAUGCGAAAUUGAUGGGCGAGGGAAAGGGAUGCUAUUCAGGCGAGUUUGGAUUGGUAGGUACGUUCUUCAAGACUAUGGAAGGUUCCAAGGCCGCCGAUAUCCAACAGCACUUGUGCCCGUUCUACUACAAAGACCAUGGAGCAACCCUGACAUACGGAUCGGGUGUGACGAUGAAGAACUGUGUUCUGCGUGGGGAAUCUCGAGGAUCAAUCACACUCGACUCAUCCGAUCCCAUGUCACCGCCAGCUAUUGAGAUGAACUUCUUUAAGGAAGAGUAUGAUAUGGAAGUCAUGGUAACCGGAGUCAGAGCGAGUUUGAAUUUGCUGAAAACACAGGGCUGUGUUGAUCAGGGUCUUGCGCUAUGUGGUUUCAAGGAUCCCAAUAACAUCAGUGAUGACGAGAUCCGCGAAUACAUUCGCAACAGUGUAGACUCUGUAUACCAUCCAGUUUCAUCUUGUGCAAUGGGACCUACCAGUGACGCGAUGAGUGUCGUUGGGCAUGACAACGGUCUGAAGGUGCAUGGCAUGGAAGGACUUCGCGUGAUCGACGCGAGUACCAUGCCUCUCAUUGUCUCGGGAAACACAAACGCACCUACUAUGGCUCUGGCACAGGUGGCAUAUGAGCAGAUGGUGGCGUGCAAGGACGUGAAGAACACGGACAGCAGUAUCAUGACUCCACAGAAUAAGCCUCAAGAACAACUAGUUGCUUCCGCCUGA